UACUAUCGCAAACGUCCUUGCAUGUCAUGUCACUUUCUCUUUCGUUCAGGCUAACGGUAGCACGUCCAGCAGGCGACGCGUCUGUAGUAUAGGUGGUGGGAGUGCUGUAAGCGUUGCGUCGUCUAUGAGCGCUGUGUUGUGUCUGUGAUGAAACUGUGUCAGAACUCAGGGAGCGGUUACUCCCACAAUAAUAGCCGAUUUAACUCGUUUUACUGCCAAGGAUUCUAGGUACAAUCGUAACGGAGUGGCAGCUGAUUCAUUCUUUUUUUUUCUUCAAAUGUCUGUGAUUCGUAACUUCUUAAAAACAGUAUGAUAUUUAUUGGUAUGCAGUGACUGGAAACUGGAGGGAAAACACUAGUAUUAAGUGGUGUGAUGUAAGAGUAUCUCGUCGGAAUGAACUACACUAAUAAAUGUUGAUAUACCACUUAAGUGUUUAAGUGGGCUGUGCCGGAUGCAGGAAAGAUAAUCCUGGCCGCCGGCCCGCCACGCCACCCCGCUUCCGAGCGACCCACGCCGCCGCAUUCCUUCGUCGCCGCUCGCCAUGGCAGCACCUGAGGCCCCGCUACCCUGCGGCCGCUCCCUCGCCGCCGCGCUCGCCCUCGCGCUGCUCGCACACGUGGGCAUCGCUGCGCCGCGGGACACGGCCCGUUUACGGCUCCUCAGAGAGCGCGAGGAAGUGGCCCGGGCUUGGGCUCCGUUGGUAUGGCUGCAUUCAGACGAACAUUUCUACCCAAGCGAUGUUCAAACGUUUCUCAACCACGUCACCCCCAACCCCCUGAGUGCUGCCCCGCCAAUGAGUGUGAAGGAAGGGUCGACCAUCAUCACACUGCCUGCUCUUCCUGUUGGUCCAGCGAGUGAGGACACCUUCCUGAUGGCACACUUUGACCAAGAAUGCUCAAACUGUCACCUUCCGAAGUUCCUCUUUGGAAAGAAGCCCACUACUAGCCGCUCACCUACCGUAUAUGCCGUGAUCCACUCCUGCCACUCGGCGCCCGUAAGAACAUCCCAUCACGUGACCAAAUCUUACGACGACAAUUUAUCUGGCAGGGAAAGACUUUCACUGCAUUUCUCGGAGCAAGAUUUUGCUGCUGACGCUCCUCUCGGUACCUCUGCUCCGGUCUAUGAGCACCCUUUACCCCUGUCUUCCCCGCAGGCGCCUUCAACCGCCCCUUCCACUCAAGCUCAUGCAAGAAAGGUUGUGUCAACGUCGCCAACACCUGCGAACAGCCAAGUGGUGUCUUCGACCAGAGAGCCAAGAAGUGAUAAUGACAAUAGACCUUAUUAUGACAAUGGGAAUGACAACCUUCCUGUUGAUAAGGAUGAGGGAAUUACUUCAAAUUCAAAUUAUACAGAAUUCCACAAUAACCCAAAUUUGCAUGGUCAAGAAAGUACUCCGAGGCCCUUGACAUCCACGAUAGUUUCUGUUCUUAAUAGUACAAAUCAAGGCUUGCAUAAAUCUGAUGAGAAAAUAGCAACGACAUUUGCUCCGUUUACCCUGAGUGACCAGAAGGAAGGCGUUCACUCCUAUCACUUGAAUCAUGAUGAGGACGACCAACUCUCAACUCAACGACCGGUCAGAACGAGGAAACGCGAAAUAAACGAGGAAAGCCAAGUGUUCACAGUCACUUACUGGAUGUUCUACCCAUACAACUAUGGGAAAGACGUGUGCACGAUUAACCUUGGAUAUUACUUGGGCCGAAUGUAUAAGCUGCCAGUCAACGGAACCUGCUUUGGGGAGGAGAUCGCCAUGGGAAAGCAUGUUGGAGAUUGGGAACAUGUUUCAAUCCAGUUCAGGGGCACUGUACCGCUGAAUAUGUACGUAUCGUCGCAUAACUUUGGUGCAUACUAUCAGUAUGAUUCCUAUCAUCAACACUUUGAGUACUCUGGGCAGGAUACAAGGAAGGGCAUUCCAAUGUCUCCUGAAUAUCCUAAGAGAGUCAGAGUGGAGAGUUCUCACCCAGUAUUAUAUUCGGCCCGGGGAUCACAUGGUUUGUGGGCGGCUCCAGGACUGCACCAAUAUAACACGUUCCCGCAGCUACAAGAUCUCACGGACGAGGGAACUGAGUGGCGUACGUGGCUUAAUCUGGAUGUCAUCGACUUGAAAGAUCAUGCAACGCUGACGCAACCACACAGGCAAUGGCUGGGUUACGAAGGUCGAUGGGGUAAUCCAAAGAGCAAAUGCCACACACUCAUGGCUGGCUUCUGCGAACUUAACCAAGGCCCGACCGGAAUUCCCAAGAAACGCAUUAAUUUCCCGUGUAUCCGGAAAUCAUAAGGUAAAUCAUCGAACAAUCGGGAAUAAAUGAGAAAAAACGAAAGGAGUGUAAUGCACCAACUUAUAACAAUCUAAUAGAUUUGAAUAUAUAUUUUUUGAUAGAACCUCUUCAUGUCUGCUGAUAUAUAUCGGCGAUGUCAAGUGACGAAUAUUUCGUGUACUAUUAGAUAUUUUCACGUUGUAUUGUAUCUGUCUGUUGUAGUUAUUUUUGUAUGUUAAUAAUGUUACAAGUUGUGUCUCGUCUUAACUGAAAAAUACUCAACAGUUUAUUUGAGUGAUUGUUAUUUUAUAAUAUUGUUAAUGAAUAAUUGAUAAAGUCAUUUAUUCAAAAUAAAAAGAAUAACAAAAG
Messenger RNA from Penaeus chinensis, 2624 nucleotides. RefSeq lists its product as uncharacterized. The record is from RefSeq and is a predicted model, not a curated record. Lineage: Eukaryota; Metazoa; Arthropoda; Malacostraca; Decapoda; Penaeidae. The transcript has 8 exons. The coding region runs from base 542 to 2275 and encodes 577 amino acids.